CAAAACAUGACUAUAGGAAGCAGAGGAAAGGAAUUUUUUGUUUUGUUCAUGGCGAAUAUAGAAUUUACGGCGAAAAAUGUCUAUGUAACAUCUGAAAAUGGAGUUCAAAUGAACAUUACAACAUCCCCUCGUCUUGACAUUUUAUUAAAGGCAAAGAUUGACAGAAAUAUACUUAUUCCCUCUAGUCAGCAUAUCACUCUUCCGCAAGAAUUGGAACUUCAGAGUUUUCAAAAAGAAGAGAAGUCAGUUUUAAUUGAAACUUCCAGUGAUGUUUUUGUCAUUAGUCACGAUAAUGGAUAUGCCAGUGUCGGAAGCACUACGCAUAUACCACUGCAUAAACUGUCAAAUAAAUAUGUAGUUGUGUCAUCAAAGCCAACAAUCAAUAGAAAUAGCCAGUUAGCUGUGUCUGCUAUUGAAGAUAAUACUACUAUUUCAGUCACUUACAAGAUGAAACGGAACAUGCCUUUGGUUAUUGAUGGAAAAGCAUAUUACAACGGUGACGUUUUUAACGUAUCUCUCAAUCGCUUUCAAACAUAUCAGAUUGAGCACGUUACUGAUUUAACUGGAACGCUGGUUGAAUCGUCGUCUCCUAUUGCAGUAUUUUCGGGCAAUAAUUGCAAUAAACUUGAGAAUAUAGGUGCUUGCGAUCACCUUAUUGAACAGUUACCACCAACUGACAGUGUUGACAGUACAUAUAUUGUGCCUCCUAAUAUGAAUGACAGGGACACACUUAUACGUAUUACAGCGAUAGAAAACGCAAACAUUACCUACAUGAUCGGUCAUGUAACUCAAACUCUAUUUUUAUACGAGUUUGAUUCUUUUGACACUAAAAUAGCAAGCAAUCAGGUAUGUUUCAUUGAAUCGAAAAGGCCUAUUUUAGUUACAGCAUUCGGUUUAGGUUCGAAUACACCACCGUUAGGUGACCCAUCUAUGACAAUCGUACCAGGAAUCAAUCAGUACUUAGAUUAUUAUAAAAUAGUUGUACCGCUAGGGUAUGACUAUAACUACGUAUCCAUAAUGAUACGGGAGUCAUCUAAAGAUGUAUUCCGUGUGAAUGGUACGGCAAUAGAGGAAAGCGAUAUUGUUUUUGAAGAAAACAUUUCGAUUCGUAACAUAACAUACAACGUAAGAUCAAUACGUGUCGCUGAAGGGGAACUUACUGCAUCUACUAUGAACGGAGAUCGAUUCGGAUUGAUUUUUGCGGGCGUUACUGACUACGAAGCUUAUGGAUUUUCCGGAAAUUCGCUGCUUCUUUAA
Molecule: messenger RNA, 1257 nt
Organism: Magallana angulata
Lineage: Eukaryota; Metazoa; Mollusca; Bivalvia; Ostreida; Ostreidae
Product: IgGFc-binding protein-like
Exons: 2
Coding region: 7-1257 (416 amino acids)
Source: RefSeq, a predicted model, not a curated record